Molecule: messenger RNA, 10236 nt
Organism: Porites lobata
Lineage: Eukaryota; Metazoa; Cnidaria; Anthozoa; Scleractinia; Poritidae
Source: the annotation of a GenBank genome assembly
AUGGCGGCCAGAAAAGCGACACUCGUGCUAAAUUGCCUGAAAUAUUCGAGGCAAAGUAGCAAUCCGCAUGGAGUGAUUUUCAGAAGUUUGAGCAUUUCAAAAGCUAAAACUUCCAGGCCCUCCUUAAGGUAAUAUUUGGUCUAUUUCUGAUGAUUUUAGCCGUUUGGGUUUCGCUUGAAGUUCUUGGCCUGGUUGUUGAAAGCUCGGGUGACAACCCAAAGGUUGAAAAGCAAUUCAGUUGAAUUCUUUUUGUGUACGAUAUGAUGAUUGGAUGAUCCAAAAAUUAUCCGAGAAAAUACCUUCGAACAAAAGGAAAAGAAACCCGGAUUAAAGUUUAACCUCGAAAACCUGGGCCCUUAACUUUAGUUAUAACACUAAGCAGACGAGAAUGUAAAAUCAACAUACGUGAAAGCUUACUGAAUAAAUUAUUGCCCGAAAAAAAAUUGCCCGGGAAUUAAUAAUAGGGCAUUUUAAUUUAGAAGCUUUCUACAAAACAUGUAGCCUUAUUUAUAGAAGAAAAAUUUACAUUUUUGCUCCUCUGAUCCAUCAGUGGAGAGUGCAGUCAUAUAUUUUUAUCUGUAUCUUUAUGUUAAAAAAAUGAAAUCUAAGGUAAAGAUUAUACAGUUGAACCUCUCCACAACAGCCACCUUUGGGGCAGAAGAAAGUGGCCAUUGUAAAGAGGUGGCCAUUGUAGAUAGGUUUUGAACAAGAGUCCAUGUAUGGAUUUUAUGUCUGCUGGGACAAAAAAGUGGCCUUUGUAGAGAGGUGGCUGUUUGCAGAGGUUCAACUUUAUCUCCAAGAACGUUCAAAAGGCAUCUUCUCCAUGGUGCAAAGAAAGUCAUUUUUACAGCUUGCCAUUCGGGAAAGCUGAAGCUACCAUUUACUAGCCCAAACAUCAUUUCAACUAGCCCCCAACAUUUUUUGAUGAGCAGGAUUGAUUUCAUAGUUCUUCUGUCAGUUAAAUUCCUCAAUAUACUUCACUUGCCCGUUGGGCAAGUUAAGAACAGAAUUCACUAGCCGGAUAGCAAAAUCCACUAGCCCCUGGCAAUCGGACACUACUUUCUUUGCACGCUGCUUCUCACAGGAUAUCUACUCCCUUGCAGCAUUGACAAAACCUAGAUCAAAUCAACCCACUGUGACUUUCAGGAGUUGAUGCAAUCCUGGAAUUUUUGAUGCCUUACUCUCAUGUAUUGUCCCUAGGAUUGCCUUAGCAUUGAUAGCUGGGCUAGUACACUGCCUCUCACCUUGACAUUUCUGUUAGUAGAGUGAAGAGUCAAUUCAUGGUCCUACAGUCAGUACAUGUAUUUGGAUUAUAUCUUGGCUUGAUUCAAGUGAUAGGGAGAAUUGCUUCAUUAAUACAGUACUUUGCCCCUUGUGUUCCCAAAUCUUGUAGGUAGUUGUACCUUUUUUUUUUGACAUUAUAAGCAUCUUUCUUAUGUACAUGAUAUAAAGAUUUGGGAUCAAUUGCUAUUUGCUUCUAUUGCUGUUUUUUUAAAUGUUUUUUUUUCUUGUCUAUCAAUCAUUUCUCCAGAUGACUUGAAUCAAGCUACAUGUAAGAGGGACUAUCACAGAAUAAGUGAACGUUUGAGAUCACUUGUCGCAUGUGACAUCACAAUGCCUUGAACAGUUCGGAUGGGUUGCCUAUAAUUUAAGUUUACAAGUUGAUGGUUCUCAACCCUGCCUUAUUUUGAGGUUUUGUUUUUCUAGUUUUCCACAAUAACUUACUUUUCACUAAAAUUUCUAAACUUUGAUUAAAGGAGUGUGUGGAGUGAGGUCACUUGGGCCAUUUUGUUCCAGGUCUCCAUUUUUCAAACAUGGUUUCCCUAAUGAAUAAGCAACCUCAAGCUCUUUUAAAGGAGUGCUGUUUGCUCCAGCCAUAAAUUUUCAAGCCAAACAGUAAAACAAAAAACACGUCAUGUAAUGGGAAAAAUCAGGCUUCUGUACAUUUUCUUUGUCUUGUUCUUCUUCUUGUUCUUCUCCUUCUUCUGCAGUUUUUUGUUAACUUUCUUUCCUGUUUGUUGUAAUUUUGAAUUAUUUUUUUUAUUUGUUGUUAUUAUAAUAUCAAUUAAUUUGGUGAUAUUUUAUUUCUUUGAAAGCAGAACACAAAGUUGUCCUAUGAUUGCAAGAAAUAUGUGUUCAUCACUUGCUUCACUGUGAGUAUUAUCUUGUUAUUAACAGUAACAGCUGAGUAUCUCAAUAUCAAAAGCAGCAGAUUUUGCCCCAAAAUCCAAAUUAUUCAGUCCUAUGUUGAUCUAGACACUUAAACAUCAAAAAAUAAAUAGGUAAUUAGAAAUAAUCAUGGCACUGAUAUGUCCUGCAUUUUGAUUAGUAAUUCUUCCACCUUAGCCUUGCUUAGAAUAUAUUAUUACAGGAUAUUACAUGGUGGCGCAAAGCGAUAUGAAUUUUAUUUUCAAGUGGCAAAACAAUAUUUUACGAAUGAGCACAGCUAGUGAGUAAAAUAUUGUUUUUGCAACGAGAAAAUAAAAUUCAUAUCUUCAAGCCGCCGUGUAAUGUUCUUUUUAUUAUAUAGACAAAAAGACAUCAAUAAAAUAAUAGAUUUUUAUUUGCCAAAAAGUAAUUGUGACAGCUCAGAUUUACAGUACAGCAAUAUAAGUCAUUGGUUACAAUAAUCUUGAGAAAUAACUCUGAGCUGAAAAGGGCUCUACAAUGACAAAAUAUAAGCAAAACUUUGAAAAAUGUGUAAGUAAAAUUCAAAAGACGCAAGGCGCCUACAAAUUUUGAAGGAAAAUUACUGAAAUUACGUUAUCGAUAAACUCACGUGUGAGAUAAUGGAAAAUAAACCACUCGGGUCCCGGAUGUAGUUUUUAUGAAUUUUACGAAUGGUAUAUUUUCCAGUAAAACACUCGUGUCUAUAAAAUAAAAAGGAAUAAAUCAUUAUUCAAUUAUCAACACCAUUUAUACAGGGUCCAUAAUGGUAAAUAAAUUAAAGAAUAUGAGGAUGCUGUUGUGACUGAAGUCAGUCAUUAAUUUUGCAAGGCCAUAUACAGUAAUCAAUGUUUUUGUAUGUCAGCAACAAAAUAAAACAAGCUCUGAGCAAUGUUUGAGUAAAUUGAAGUAAGCUUACCUUCAUACAGAGAUUUGUUCAAGAUCGUGACUUAGGUCCCAAAGUCAGGUUGGCAUGUCAACCACAAGGAAACAAGCUCUGGGUAAUGUGUUCAGACCAAAUAAAAUUAUUAUUGUAUUGCCAAGUUUAUCCCUAAAAUCUCCAGGCUUCUUUGAAAGAAGGAAAAAUAUGCCUGCUUUAUUGUACCAGUAUUUACAUGUACAGUUUACCCGUAAACAUGUGGAUGCAGGCUCGUUAUGACUCCAGCUCUUUUUUUUUAGUCAGGCGUUAUUCAGAAAUUCACCUUUAGAGCAUUUAGAUUUCAAGCACUCGGUGAAUUCCUGAUUUUCCUGCAAACAUUUUUUUUCAGUUGCCGUGCCAUAUUCAUGCAGUAAGAGUCACUCCUGGUCUUCUGCUUUGACAUUUUGAAAUUCAAACUAUUUGAGUUUCAGUCACCAAAAAAGAUAGAAGAUAAUCAAUUACAGUAACAAGAACUUGAAACAGUGACUCGUAGUUCAUACCUACAUGUAUAUAGUGCUUGGGUGAUAAUUAUGUCGGAACUAUUUUUUUUUUUGUACAAUAAAGGUCAUAAAAUUACUUAAAGUCAUGUGAAACUAUAUCAUGAUAUCAGAUGCUCAAGAGGUGAAUUUUCUUAAUUUUUUAUAAGUUCUUGAAUGUUGUUCACCAUUCUUUUUCAGAAACAUUUCAGACAAAGAUGAAGAACUAGAAAUUCCAAGAGCUGCUGACUCUCAUUUAACACCAUCAAUAUUUGACAAUGAACUAGUAAAGUAAGUAACACUAUUAAGAAUAAAAAGGUUCAGUAGCCUUCUUGCCAAUUUUGUUUUUCCAAUAACCAUGUAUUAGAACAAUGGCCAGAAACAAUGUCCCUAUAUCACUGUUGUGGUCACUUCAGAGGCCAUAAACCAAGUACAUGUAAUAUGAUAAUGUUAUUUCAUUUUAUUUAUUUGCUUAUUUACUUAUUGUAAUUUUCGUGUUUGUUUAAUGAUGUUGAUUUUUAUAGGUUUGAACUUUGCCCACCCCUACAUUGUUACAUAAUCAAAGAAUGUCCAUCAAUUCUUUAGAACCACAAACGUUUGGUUUCUGUUAAUAGUAUUACCAGAAAUUCAUGUCUUGCAAAACCCGUGAAUCUCGGAAAAUUCGGUAAAUUGGUCAACAUUUAAACAUAAAAUUCAUUGUUCAUUUCUGAUUCACACUCAGCAAAUUUGUGAACUGCAUGAUGUGGGAUGGCAAAAAGUCUUUGUCACAAAAAAUAUUGAAGAUGGUAAGUGGACAAUUAAAAUUUUAAAAACGUACGAUUAAUCAUCUUCAGAGUUUGACUCUGAAGAUGACUACCGCACAGGUUGUCGAAAUGUCAGUCACUGUCAACAACAACAGUCCUAUUCAGGACUACGUUCACCCGGACGAUCAAACUCAACCUUUUGAAAUGACUCCUGGGUUCAAACCUUUCACAGCUGUACGAUUAAUAUCAAUCAUUUGUGAGAGAACUUUACAACUGCAUUUCUUACACUUACAUGUCAUCCAUGUACAGUCAACUACAGGUAUCUCUAAUAGGGAUACCUUUGGGACCAGCCCCGACUGUCUGUUUUAAAGUGGUGUCCAGUUUAUAGAGUCAAGUUAUCAUGACACCGGUAAAUUUUAAAGCUGAACCUAGCUAUUCACAAUGAAUACACAUCUGUUUAACUUGUGCAAAACCGCUAAAACUGAAACAGUGUUACAGAAAAGUGGAAUUAUUUUCUCAUUGUGCAAUCAAAAUUAAUGUUCAUUGCAACCAAAAGUUCAAGGCUUUGCAUUCUUAAAGAAGAGUAGCAGUAUACACUCUAUGAACUGGAGCACAACCACAAAAUAUCAAACACUUUGCAAUUUACUGUCAUGCAGAGCACCUACCAUGUUCAUUUCCGUUUUGAGGUAUUUUUCACUGCAUAAUUAACUUCUCAAGUGUCCAUUAACGGUUUCAAAAGUGUUCAUUGUCAGUGUUAGAGAGGUGCCCAUCUUUUAUAGGGUAUAGUAACAGUAAAAUGAGUGAAAAAUGGCAGGGACCAACACAAGGUGUCGGUCUUAUAGAGGUGUCCAUUAAUAAGAGAGAAUUGACUGUAGCUCUGUAUCCUUGGCUUAAAUGUUAUUAAUUCCCUUGUUUCAAACUCAUUAUCAUGCAUUGUCAUACCCAAAGCCCAAAUACUGAAGGUUUUAUCCAAGGAUAAAAUUGAAACAUAACAUGUAAAACUUAAAAUAGUUACACAGCUUGAUGUAUAUAUUAUGUUACAGGUUAAAAUGAAAUUCAGGUUAAAAUUUUUUAACCUAGGAAAUUGAGAAUCCACCUAGGUUAAAAAAAUUUAACCUGAAUUUAAUUUUGACCUGCAAUAUAUAUAUACACAAGUGAACCUCAAAGUGCCUCUACAUGUGUACCUCUUUUUGUGCCAGAGAGGAAGUAAAGACCACUAAAUGCCUUGCAAGUGUAUCUACACUGUAUUGUACGAGUACGGUACAUGUGUAAACAUCUUGACAAAGUGGCCAGUUUAUAGAGGUGAAGGCAAUAUAAAAUAACUAGCUGGGACCUUAGAAAAGGUGAACACGACUGCUUAACAGAGGUAACUGCUGAAAACAGGUCAGUUUACCAGUAGUUAAGGGAAAUGAUUUCCCAGACUUUGGUAUGUGACUACUCAAUAAAGGGGGACAGCCUAAUACAGGUUUGCUUAAUACAAGUUCGACCGUACAUUUUGCAUAUUUAUUUACCAGCACUCACGUUAACAACAGUGCAUGACUCUAUAAAGAAUUUCAGUGCUUGACGCCUAGGUAAUUUUCAAACGUAAUAAUAAUUAUUUUUUUGGUUCAUUUACCUUUUUGCUUUUACCGGUUAAAAUAAUGAUAUUUAGUACAUGUACAUUCUUGUGGAGUUAAUGUGCUGUCAUUAUCGUUUCAUCACAGGCUCUGGAGGAUAUCAAGACAGAGCAACUACAAAAGUAAGGUUAAUUUCAGAUCCUUCAAGGAAUAAUUAAUUACUGUCACCUCAUUUUUGCUGUUAGUGUCAGAUUGGUAUGAUUGGGAGCAUGUCCUUACAGCAAUGAAUCUGUAGAACUAAAGACACCUUACAGGCUUUUCCCUCUCUCUCCUCUUGCUUGUACUGUGUAAGUGCUUACAUGCAAUAAUGUUCAUUUAAUGUAGUUUCAGUGGGAGUAACAGCUGAUUCCUUGAAUCAUGUUUUGAUGUACAUAAUUAUAACUGCAAGGCUGUGUGGCUGUGUUCUUGGGCAGCAGUGUUUUAAUAACAACUCAGAUUGGAUGAUGUGAUAUCUGGAAUACCUUGAUUAUUCUGGACGUCACAAAAUUUGAACCUUAUCGUCAUUGUUUUACACAAUGUUUUACACAGGUGUUUUACACAAAUAACAAGAAACACACUGUCGCAGAACACAGUAUUAAAUUGCUCUUGGAAAUCAUGCAUUGCAUUUGCAACCUACAGAUUUAAGUAAGCAAGCAGUUAACUAGCUAAUCUUCACUUUAGGCUGAUUUUCACAAUUACCUUUAGGCUCUUAUCCAAUGAGAAGACAGAUAACACAAUGUAUAAUAGAGUACUAUUAGUGUCUUCCUCUAAAUAACUGUUCUUAUUUUACAGACAAAGGGAAUCAACAAACCCCGACUCUAUACAGACAGAUCCACUGCAAAUUUUUCUUGAAGCAGUGGAAAACUGUAAGCCUAUCGUUGGGGUCAGAGGAAUGAAUAGAGGAGGCAAGGUCUAUCAGGUAAUAAAUUAUAGCACAGUCUGGGUUUUACUAAAAAAAAAAAAAAAAAAAGAAAAGAAAAGAAAAGGAAAAAAAGCACUUUAUUUUAGUGUUAAGGUAGUUUAAUUGGGACACUAUUUUACGUCUCCAAAAAGCUAUUUUGCAUUUUACGGGUCAUCCGAGCCACGCGAAGGUCUAGCCGCUUGCAGUACAAAUAGAGUAUCUUCAUUUCUCAGUUAUUUUAAGACCAUGGGUAUUGGUCGGGCCUCGGGAAUCGAACCCACGACCUUCCCUCUCUGCAGUUAAGCGACUGCAGCUCGACUGAGCUAAUCCUGCCACGGUUAGGGAAGUAACUGUACAUGUACUUGGAACUAACAUGUAAGUGAUCAGUGGCUGAAUGGCACUUACAUCUGUAGCUGAUGACGUGCCAAUGGAUCUCUACACGGUGUUUUCCAACUUUUUAUCAAGGACCUGUUAGGGAAAAUCCUUCAAGACCGCCGCUGGAAAAAACGCCUUUAAAUGUCCAAGUUUGAAAGUGAUUUAUGUAAAAUUUUGUGACUAUGAACACUAUAUGAGGGUACAAACUUGUCCCGACCACACAAACGUCUGUGAAUUUUCGCAAUUUGCAGAACUAUUUCUCCGCUUCCUUGAGCUGUAUUACUUUCAAACUUAGCAAGUUUACUAAUUUUGUGGCGCUCUUUCCAGCAGUGUAGACGGAUUUUGCUAACUGAUCCUUAUCAACUCGAGAAAAUCCAUGGAAGAGUCUAUUGAAAACGGGUAAACCGCCCCCCCCCCCAAAAAAAGGCUAAUAAAGGUUCAAAAAUUACAUUUAAUGCUUUGCAUUUUGUUGCUUUCUUCAUUUCCGAACACCGUAAUGGAGUCAUGCAAGCUAUUCUGACGUUUCGCUCUGUCAAUAAAGUGAUGAUGUCUAAUUGUGUCUUUUUGAAUAUGCUUUUCCUGUUCAGGAAAGCAGCGGAAGUACGUCUGUUUGUCUUCUUUUAGUUUAAGGACCGAGAUUCAAAAUAUUACCUUUAUCCUCAGGGGCGCAACUUUCCAGAUUUGGGAAGCAAUCAUGUUAACAAUUUAAUUUAAUUUUUUUGUGUUUUUGGACAAAUUUAGCUGGUUAGCACAAUCUCAUAGUACUUGGAAAGUAACAGUCACAAAAUUAGGAGUCGCUCCAAUUCUAAAACGGAUCGUGGCGAUUCCAUUUGAGUCAAACUAUCUCUUGGAGGCCUGUAGUCAGUAAAGUUUCGCAUUGUUUCUUGUCUAACUUUCAGGUGCCCAUUCCUCUUCCUCCUCAACGCCGCCGUUUUCUAGCAAUCAAAUGGCUGAUCACCGCUGCUCGGGAACAGCAGAAAACAAAUAAGAACGCAAGAAUGUACAAGAAACUGGCUAAAGAACUUCUCAAUGCUUACAACAAUGAGGUAACAAGUGAUCCUGAUACACCAUGCACUUGUCACUUUAAUAGUACGGUACUGAUUUUGGACAGAAUUUUGUGUUUAAUUGACCAAAAUGGAUCGAAGCGCGCAUCUCAUUCGCGGUUAAGGAAAAGAACAGCUGCCUUCAAAGUAAAGUCAAACUCCGUUAAUACGGACAAUAAGGGGGCCAUAGAAAGUAUCAUCAUCAGCACUUUUAUUUAUUCAAGAUAAAAACAUCAGGCUAAUUUUCAAUAUCCGAAAAUGUUGCAAACUACUGAAUUAACAGUAAUAGCACUUACAAAAUGAGUGUCCGUAUUAAGCGGGCGUCCAUAAAGUGGGCUUCGACUGUACUAUCGACUGCCUGGUUAGCCUACCACGCCUGUGUGGGAGGCUACCGCCUGGUCGUCCAAAGUGGUAACAGCAUGGGAAGGAAGCCACCAAAAUACGUGGACAUAGAGUUAUGGCACAUUCAAAGAUGGUAUUCGAAUUAUCUUCAUUAUGCCUGAAAUGACUUUUGUGUUCUUUAUGUCAGUGUCCCUAUAGCCUGGAUUUCAGAAGCAAAUCAAGCGUAACGCCAUAUGCAAACAGAAGCGCUAGCCAAUGGCUCCGUCCAUUCAAGCCAAGAUAUUUUUGAAGCGGCACAUUUUAUUUUUGUUCACGAAUCGGCCUUCCGUCCACGCGAAACCAGUGAAUCUGCUUACCGAAACUGCAUCUUUUUUAAACCACUUUGCGGAGUGGUUUUCCUCCUCCACACGAAUCCCAAGUGUCCCCUGUCGUGUGGACGGGGAAUUUGGGGCCAACCUUCGUCUAAACACCGAAUUUAUGUCUAGACCAUUUAUCCGUCUCAGACUUUAGUAGAAAUUCUGCCAAUAGGGAGCUUUGGCACCGACGACGGCGAAAGCAACGGCAACGAUAUCCAAAACAAUAACUUUGCAAGUGGGUCACGCUUUCUUUACAUUUGUUUGCCGUUACUGUACGACUACAAUUUGAAACUUCCUUCAUUUCACGUUUUGUGCAGGACUUGAACACAAGAUCACGACUUUUUUUGCCUGAACUUUGAGAGCCCUUCAGAAUUCAACUCCCGAAGAAAUUGCCAACAUUUGAUGUAUUUAAGGAGAUGGAAUAAGCGCGAUAAAGUUUGAAACAGCGCUAAUUCACUUUUAAGGGUCGUUUUGGUAGCCGUGGUCUUCCCUACUACUUGUAUCCCAUCCAAGUCAGUUUAAAGAAUUUGUUUUGUUUUGUUUUGUUUUUGUUUUGUUUUUUUUUUUUUUUUUUUCAUUCGUUGCAAGUACGUGACUUAGCUCAAAAAUUCCUCGUCUUACACGCGAUACUUUUGUUAUAUCAAUAGGGUACCGUGAUAAAAAAGAAACGUGAACUACAUAGGCGUGCAGAAGACAACAGAGCGUAUGCACACUAUCGAUGGUGGUAGCACCUUUGAGAUGGCCGAGGAUCAGUUUGUACGAUGCAUACAGUGUAUGCCAGUUAAAGGAAAAGGCACUGUGCAACUCUUUUCACCGCCACGAUGAAAGUCCAGAUAAAGGGAAAAUUCAAUGCUAAACGUCCCAUUCAACGUUCUGCAAUGAAACUGCAAGACACAUAACCUGCGUUGCAGUAGCCUGCGAGCAAGCUCCCCUGGGCCCUCUUUUCUCCCCCACCCUAGUAACCCCGGUAGAGCCUGACAGACGUAAUCUAGCCCCGGUUAGCAACGCCUCCGAAUUAGCGCCUAUAUCCUUGUACCGGGCCCCCAACGGACCCAGUGAAUUACCGCAAAAAAUUUCGAAUUUCUUGUCAACCUGAUUGAAAAGUCGACAAUGGCUUUUUUAACAGGCCAAUCGUGGCGUAUACUCAAAUCCUACUCUACAAGAAUUUCGGUGCUGUUGCGCAUAAGUGGAAGUUUAGUUCCGUCCGUGGCUGAUUGUACAAGACACAUUGUCUGCUGUUCAUAUAGCCUGGGACCAGGCACUGCAAAUGUACAUAAAUCCUUAUUUGAAAUAAAAUGAAGACAAAAGCACAAUUUUCUU